This is a messenger RNA of Thelazia callipaeda (thelaziosis nematode), 1544 nucleotides long. The record is from the annotation of a GenBank genome assembly. NCBI's taxonomy places the organism in Eukaryota, Metazoa, Nematoda, Chromadorea, Rhabditida, Thelaziidae.
AUGUAUAUGCAUGUGUGCAUUCUGUUUAAAACUGACAUUACUUGCAGGUGCAAGGGAUUCUUCAAGAGAACGGUACAAAACAAACGCAUGUACACGUGCGUAAGCGGUACCGGAAACUGCCCAAUGACCAAAGAACAACGUAAUCGAUGUCAGUUUUGUCGAUUUCAGAAAUGCUUACAACAGGGUAUGGUCCUUGAAGCAGUACGUGAGGAUCGAAUGCCCGGCGGCAGAAAUGGAAGUGCAAUUUAUAACUUGUAUAAAUUGAAGUAUAAAAAAACUAAGCGUUUGCAAGCCUUGUGCGAAAGUAUUUUACGUGAAAACUCAUCACGUUGUGGUACACCAUCAAAUGCUUAUGCCGGAUCUCCUUUUCGAGGUAUGCCAACGGAAAAGAAAGCAAUUACCGGGCGUAGAUCCCCGUUAAGUCCACCCUUAGGUACCCCUGCACCUGAAUUACGUUCAACCGUAGAACCUCUUAAUUUAUCCGCUAAGGAAGAUGCAAUUCGGAGUGAGGAAACCACAAUAGCAAAUGAAUUUAAUGGUGCAAGUACAACUGUGCACUGCAAUCUUACUCGAUCUCCACUUCCUACUCAUAAUAAGAACCUUAUACAGGAAUUGAUUGAAAUAGAUCAUAUCGAAAAGUUGAUCAAUUUAAAAGGUUUACGAAUAGCACAACAUUUGGGGUCAACUACUGCUAAUUCACUAACCCCAGCAUGUCAAAGGUUAUCAAGAAUUGGUGAUGAAAUCGUUGAACAACUAGUAGAAUGGACAAAAAUGCUGCCAUUUUACAAUGAAUUACCCGUAGAAGUACACACUCAUUUAUUAACUCAACGAUGGGCUGAACUGGUGUUGUUAUCAGCGUGUUAUUACGCAGCAUCAACACGAACAUCUAGUCAAGACAGUUUACCAGUAAGUUCAACAACUACUGAAGACUGCGAAGAAGUAUCAUUUGUUGAUUCUUCUAUCAAUUUACAAUUAUUACAAAAACGAUUAAGUGCUGUAAUGGGAAAAAAUAUACCAUUGGAACAUGUGAAUAAAGAAGCUUCAUCAUUGGUAGAAAAGUUCACAGCUUUGCUUCAUUCCUUUAGUCGCUUGAAAAUUACACUUGAAGCAUAUGUUUGUCUCAAGGCGAUUACUUUGCUACAUUAUACACCUCAUAAUUGUGAUGAAAAUCCAAUGGAUAUGAAGGAAUCAAUGGUAAGAAGUGUAUAUAUUCGGAAAGUUUCACUUAUCCAAGAUCAAUUUGUGAAAGCUUUACAGAUCCAUCUAAGUCAACAUGAAAAUGGUGCAAGACUAACUGAUAUUCUUACUUGGUUACCAAUUAAAAUGUUUUACGUGCCCUUCUUAAUCUGCAAAAAUCCACAACAAAUCAGUCGUUGCAACGGGAACUGCUCAGAGAUUCGAGCAUUGUUAUCUCCAUCAUUAUCACCACCAUCAUAUCAUCAAUAUCAUAAUCAUCAUCAUCAUCAUCAUCAUCAUCAUCAUUUGUCUGAUACAAAUAUUAUCAAUGAUAGUGAAGACAUAAAUGCUAGUAGUAGUUGUUAACA